Molecule: messenger RNA, 576 nt
Organism: Auanema sp. JU1783
Lineage: Eukaryota; Metazoa; Nematoda; Chromadorea; Rhabditida; Rhabditidae
Source: the annotation of a GenBank genome assembly
AUGCAACCGAGGACGAGCCUACUAUUAGCCAGAAUCUUUGCAGCUUCAAUUAAUCUUUUAUUCAUUACAUGCUCUGCUUGCCUCAUAGGAUUAACUUUUCUGGCUACAAUCAAUCCUCCCCCUGCGGAUGUGGCGCCAGUUAGGGUUGAUACAUAUCCACAAUAUGUGAUUACUUUAUUUUUAAUAGCUGCAUAUGCCGUGUGUUUGUUUAUGUUAUCAUCUCUCGGCAUCCUUUCCUUAUGUGUGUUAAAUUCUUUUCUUCUUUCUGUGCAUAUUCUUUGUCAAAUAGCAAUGUUGAUAGCGCAGUUAGUUGCUAUAGCCUUCACCGUGACUGUUCGUAAAAGGGUUCAUGGCAAGUUAGAAGAAAGCUGGCAGGAACACCUAAAAUGCACGCCUGGAUCGGAGUGCGAGCCUUUAAAAAGAUUUCUUAGUUCCGAAAUGCUCCUUAUCUUCUUCUUAUGUUUCUUUUUGAUAGUCCAGGUUUGCCUGCUAGUUGCUACAGGCUACUUAGCUGAAAAGCAAUCAUCAGAAGAAAGGUCGAAGUUACAGCGGGAAAAAGAUGAAGAUGAUGAUUAA